This is a messenger RNA of Macrosiphum euphorbiae (potato aphid), 1974 nucleotides long. NCBI's taxonomy places the organism in Eukaryota, Metazoa, Arthropoda, Insecta, Hemiptera, Aphididae. The record is from the annotation of a GenBank genome assembly.
AUGGAAAAACUUAUAGAUAUACAACAUAAAAAUAAUAAAAUUGAGACUGAUUACACUCAACAAUUAGUAAGUAAUGAUAUUAGUAUUAAAAAUGAGAUAGAAGACAACAAUGAAGAAGAAUUUACUGAUAUUGACAAAAAUAAACAUAAAAACCCAAAUGUUUGGACUGUUAGUGUUAAUGAAGAAACUAAUACAAUAAUUAAAACUGAAAAAGAUGAAACAGUAGUUAACGAUUGUAUGUUCAAAAGCGAAAUGGAAAUUGAAAUACUAAGAAGUAUAAAUAAAAAAAAAGCUCAUGUUAUCAAUCCAAUAGAAAAUUGUAACAAUCCUAAACCCACUGUUGGUGGAAGGAUACACAAUCUUGAAAAGGAAUACCAGUGCAACAUAUGUAAUAAGAGUUUUCAAAACAGAUACAAUUUAGAAGUUCACAAAUCACUUCAUGUAAAUAUCAAGAAGUUUAAUUGUAUAUCUUGCUGUGAGCAGUUUUUUGAAUUGAAUGGUCUUAAAAGCCAUUUGAUAUCUCAUAUAGACAAUAAUAUAAAAUUGUUUGAAAAUCAAUUUAUUCAAGAGUGUAAUGAUGUUGGUGAUUGUAACAGUAAUUUAUGUAAUAACAUUACUAUGCUUGAUGGAUUGAAGACAAGUCAUUCCGAAGGCGAAGAUCCAAUUCAAAAGAGAACAAUUAACAAAGUUCAGUUAGAGUUUUCAGUAGAAAUUGAAAAUAUUUUAUUAACCAAAGAGUGUAGUAUCAAUUCAAAUUUAACUGUUGGAAAUGCAGUUGAUUCUUGUGCCCCAGUAAAUCGUAAACAUAUUAGUUUGGAUGAAUCGAACGCUGCAAAUUCAGUUGGUCAAAUAGAAUAUAAAAAUGAUGAAAUGUAUAAUUGUGCAAAAUGCAGUUUACUAUUUCAUGAUCGUCCAAGUAUUAUAGAUCAUCUAAAACCUCGUAUCGAUCAAUGUAUCAACUGUUGCAAGUACAUUGGUAGUCCGAAUUCUUGUAAAUAUCCUGUUAGGUUCCAUCCAGGAACACCAUUUUAUUUUGAAUGUGAAGAAUGUUACAAUGGAUUUUAUACACUCAAGAGCUUUGAAAAAUAUUUAAGUGAUGAAGUGAUACGUAAUAAAAAAAAAGACAGACCAUACAAAUGUGAUGUUUGUCUAAAAACAUAUAUACAUUUAUAUCACUUUGCUGCUCAUCAACGAUUACAUAAAGGUGAGAGACCAUACCAGUGUAACAUUUGUAAUAAACGUUUUCACGCCAAAUUUAAUUUAGAAGCUCACAUGUUUUCACAUGAAAUUAUCAAGAGAUAUAAAUGCUCGCUGUGUUCAAAAAAGUUCCUUAAAUCAAAGUAUUACAAAAUCCAUAUGUUGUCUCAUGACUCAAACAUACAUAAAUGUAACAUGUGUGGAAAAGAAUUUGUAUCGUUGAAUUCUUUGCAGAAACAUCAGGAUCUCCAUUCUGGAUACAGACCAUACAAAUGUAUUGAAUGUGGCAAGUCAUUUUCAAUGAAUAAAUCUCUUACACAACAUUUAAAAAGGCAUGAAGGUUUAAAACCAUAUCAAUGUGCCAGACCAUUUGUGUGUGAUUUAUGUGGAAAAACGUAUCCAGCAAUUGUAUCUCUGAAUAGGCAUAAAAAAACAAAUCAUACAUGUGAUAUUUGUAAUAAAUUCUACAGUGACCCCAAAGAACUGAAGGUUCACAAGACUACUCACGAAGAAUUUAAACUGAGGCAGUAUGCGUGCAAAUUGUGUGACAAAGCAUUUAAAAAUCAACAAGCUUUGGAAAAACAUCAAUUAACUCAUCUAGUUGAAAAACCGUUCAAGUGUGACCUUUGUCCCAAGUCUUAUAUAAAUAUUACUGUUCUGACAGUUCAUAGAAGAAAUCAUACUGGUGAAAGACCAUAUAAAUGCGAACUAUGUAAUAAGACAUAUCCCCAAAUUAGUUCACUAACUCGACACAAAACCAUUGUACACAAUAAAUAA